This is a messenger RNA of Brassica oleracea var. oleracea, 606 nucleotides long. RefSeq lists its product as uncharacterized. The coding region runs from base 1 to 606 and encodes 201 amino acids. Gene Ontology annotation, molecular function: sulfotransferase activity. The record is from RefSeq and is a predicted model, not a curated record. The transcript is spliced from 3 exons. NCBI's taxonomy places the organism in Eukaryota, Viridiplantae, Streptophyta, Magnoliopsida, Brassicales, Brassicaceae.
AUGACCGACGCGAAGCCUGUUGCUACACCGCUACCCACAUCUCCGAAACUAACGCUCCAGUCUGGUACACCAUUAGAGGAUGGCUUUCAGUAUCGCUCAGUUGUUGGAAGUCUCCAAUACUUGGCGUUCACCAGGCCUGACAUAUCAUACGCCGUCACACGCCUCUCACAGUUCAUGAACAAACCAACCAUCGAUUACUGGCAGGCAGCCAAACGCUUAGGCAAAAAUCCAAUCUCAUGGUCAUCAAAGAAACAAAAAGGAGUGGCUCGUUCGUCUACGGAAGCUGAAUAUCGUGCAGUGGCUAAUACUGCGGCCGAGAGAUUGGCUGAGUUCAUGGGUUAUGGAUUCACAGAUGAGGAAGCGAAGAAUGGGGUCGUUGAGAAAGUUGUGAAUCUUUGCAGCUUCGAGACAUUAAAGAACCUUGAAGUUAACAAAGGUGAUAAGGAGAGAGAAGAUCAUCCUUCUCCUUUCACAAAGAGCGCGUAUUUCAGGAAAGGAAAAACCGGAGAUUGGGUGAAUUAUCUGACUCCAGACAUGGCAGCUCGUAUUGAUGGGAUAAUGGAAGAGAAAUUCAAGGGUACUGGUUUGCUUGAAUAUGGUAAAUGA